Cladocopium goreaui is the source of this 2568-nucleotide messenger RNA. The record is from the annotation of a GenBank genome assembly. Lineage: Eukaryota; Dinophyceae; Suessiales; Symbiodiniaceae.
AUGGAGAUGCAGACCCAAAGCUCUAGGAGUUUCGCAUUCAUCUUUCCCUUGGCCUCUGGUCACAUCAACCCAUCUUUAGCCAUUGCUAGGUCCCUUGUACAGCAGGGGCAUGAUGUGCACUACCUCUGUCGGGAACAGAUGCGUGAGGCUAUUGAAGAUACUGGUGCCGUGUUCCACAGCGACAUUGAAACUCAACCAGAGCUGUAUGCUGGGAGAGACCCCUCGAUGUGGGGUGCCCUGGGAUCCUUGCAGGAGGAGUAUGGCAUGAAGGGCGAAAGCCUUUCACAGGCCAGAUUGAAAAUGAGGGAGUUGGCAGCAGAGCUGAUGCUUCCUGGCACUCUUCGAUGGCUUAAGAAGAUCAAUGCUCAGGCGAUGCUGUGUGAUCCUUUGAUCAACUUGGAGGCCCCACUGGUGGCAAAGGUGGCAGGGAUUCCCUGCGUGUCCUUGUUGACUGUUGCAGGGCCUGGUGGACAGGAAGUUGCUUGGGGCGGUGUCUUGAAGGCAUUGGGUAUGACUGCGGAGCAAGUCUUGCAGGAAAGGCGUCAGUUUCAAGGACUCCAAGAUUGUAUCGAACGUCUGAAGAAGACCUAUGGCCUUCACCUCGCAGUGGAAGAUGGGGUGAAGCCUUUGGGAGUCUUUAGAUCCUGCCUGAUGUCUACUUUGACGCUGGUGACCACUGCCGAGUUCUUAGCGGAUCCCAUGUCACCAGAGGUGUCCAAAGCAUACACCGACCAUGACUUCGUAUACCUUGGUCCUCUGCUGGACAAGCCGGGUGCCAAACGUGCGGCUGGUCACAAGUUUGAUGCUGCCGAUCAUUCAGGUGGUGAUUCUGACGCGACAGCCUUGAAGUUGGCUCGUGAUGCAAGGGCAGAAGGUCGACCAGUGGUGUUGGUGAGUCUUGGAACCAUCAUCACAGGUGAUCAUAUUGACUAUGGCUGGGGUGCUCGCUUCGUUGUCGAGGGACAGCAGGUGGGCAUUUCCGGUCGGGAACUUUGCCAGGCAGCGUGGCAGGCAGCCUUUGAUGUUUUCGGCCAAUGGGACUCGAGCUCAAUGCAGUCGCCCUUGAUUCUUGCAGCGCUAGGUCCCCAAGCAGAUGCCCUGGAGGGACUGAAGGUACCUCCAAAUGCCUUCUGCAGCCCUACCCUUCCACAAGUGGAUUUGCUCAGACUUGGAGUGGAUAUUUUCCUGACCCAUGGAGGGCAGAAUAGCUUCAUGGAAGCCUUGUCCAUGGGAGUUCCCCUAGUAGUUUGCCCAGGCUUUGCCGAUCAGCCGGUGAAUGCAGCGAAAGCCGAGUCGUUGGAGAUCGGUCUCAAGGUGGAUCGACCCAUGCGACCCCUGGAGCAUGCUGAGGCAGACAUAGCUGCAUACAGGAAAAGCACUGCAGAUGCCUUGAUGAAAGUGACGCAAGAUCCAUCUUUCAAACAGAAUGCCAUGAGCUGCGCGCAGGCCUUGAGUGCUUGUGGAGGCUUGGUCAACUUUCUUGACUCCUCACCGGCCUUGCAGUGGAUGAGCACCUGGCGGAGUAAAGGUUGUGCAUUCGAGAGGGAUGCUGGGGGCAUUGCUGUGGCGAAAAUGAUGUAUCUUGAUGCCAACACGAAACCUUGGGUCGAAGUGAUGUUUCAGGUUCGAACCUUCUGGGACAUUGUGAAGUACGACUACGUUGGCUUCCGUUUUCUCAGCCAAGACAAGAUCCACGAUCAGAUUGGCAAAAUCUGUGAUGCGAAAGGACUAUCUGAUGCUGAUUGCGAUAAGUUCAGGGAAGAUUUGGUGAUCCCUCCAUGGUUGCACACCUUCUCCUUGGUGGCCCCAGUUUGUGGAUUGCUUGGUUUCUUCAUCCUCAGUAUGCGUUUGUCAUACUUUGUACAAACAAAUGCUACAGCGAAGAGGAAAGUCCAGCAGGGGGAGCAGGCCUUUCCGCCCAACGAGGACGGCACGCCCGAAGACAAAAUCUCAACGGAUGGCAUGCCUUGGAAACUCGCGGACAGAAUGGAUUGGGUGGUGAUCAUUCUGGGCACACCCUUGAUUUUCAUUGUGAUGGCUAUGAGGUCGUUGAUCCGAAUCUGGACCGUCAUGACUGGAACGGCCUUUCGCGAAGGCACAGCAUGGGAAGACAUGGAGCGCCUGGAGAUUGCCACUUACCAAAUGGAUCUCGAACUGGCCGUUGGAUUCCAGUUCUAUGCCUGCUUGAUGUUUGGCCUUCUCUGCACCAGCUUUCUGCAGCACUCACGGAUUGUGAGCACUGGAAGAGACAGAAAGUACACCCAACGGUACAUGAGGAUCGUUGCUUACACUGCGGUGCAAGGUGUUUAUGCCUUCGUCUUCAUUGGUGUGCUUAGAACCAUCUUCGAUAUCACAGUGACGUACAUUUCUGAAGUGCCCAAGUACCAUGACCAGGCACAGGUCAUUCAGGUGAAAAUUCUCGACAAGGCGCAGAGUUGCAGAAGCCGUCAGUUCUCGUUGGAGAAUUUUACCCGGCUCGUUCGCUGUCCGUUGUUCUAUCAAACUGCUCUUCGCUUCAUUGAGCACACAAAUUGGCAUCCUUACAUCUCUGAUUCACGCAGCAGAUGA